AUGCCUUCCAUCUUCCCCAAGGACCUAAUCUUAGGCACUGCUGCCGUACAAGAAUCCCGUUGGGGCCAAAAGGGACAGCUUGAAGCCUCCAUGGCAACGCAGACAUACAGAAUGCCUUUUCCCGCAUGGAGCGUCGCAGAAGAUGUGAAAAGGAGAGCUGACGCCGCUCGAGGUGAUGGAGAUGCAGGCUCAAAGGGAUCAGGGCCUGCCGGAAAGAUUGAGCUCUACUCUGGGAAGUACUAUGCUUCCUGUAUCACAGGUGGAAUACUUGCCUGCGGCUUGACGCACGCUGCCGUGACCCCCAUGGAUCUAGCAAAAUGCCGGCUCCAGAUCGACCCAACGAUGUAUAAGGGCAUCCUUGAUGCCUGGGGGAAAAUUGGCCGUGCUGAAGGAGUGCGCGGCAUUUUCACUGGUUGGGGCCCAACAUUCUUUGGGUACUCGGCCCAAGGAGCAUUCAAGUACGGUGGAUACGAGCUCUUCAAGAAAUACUACGCCGACCUUCUCGGGGAAGACGUUUUCAACCGCUGGAAGACACCAGUUUACCUUGCUGCAAGUGCAAGUGCUGAACUGAUCGCUGACGUUGCUCUAUGCCCCUUUGAAGCAGUCAAAGUGCGAAUGCAGACUACGAUUCCGCCUUUCGCAACCGGGACGUUUUCUGGCAUCUCUCAUGUCACUGCAAAGGAAGGCAUAGCAGGCCUCUACAAGGGUCUGUAUCCGCUCUGGGGCCGGCAGAUUCCAUACACGAUGAUGAAAUUUGCCUCUUUCGAGAAGAUCGUCGAGAUGAUAUACAAUUACCUUCCCGGCCAAAAGUCAGACUACAAUAAAGGGGCACAAACUGCCGUUGCAUUUACUGGUGGAUACUUGGCCGGUAUUCUCUGCGCAGCCGUCUCCCAUCCAGCAGACGUCAUGGUGAGCAAGCUUAACGCGAACCGGAUGCCCGGAGAGGCUUUCGGGGCGGCCAUGACCCGUAUCUAUAAACAAAUUGGAUUCGCCGGGCUGUGGAACGGCCUCCCUGUUAGGAUUGUCAUGGUGGGGACGCUGACUGGUCUUCAAUGGAUGAUUUACGAUUCAUUCAAGAUCUUUAUGGGUCUUCCAACUACUGGUGGCCCGACGCCUGCCAAACAAACGUCAUGA
Molecule: messenger RNA, 1134 nt
Organism: Arthroderma uncinatum
Lineage: Eukaryota; Fungi; Ascomycota; Eurotiomycetes; Onygenales; Arthrodermataceae
Product: mitochondrial phosphate carrier protein
Exons: 6
Coding region: 1-1134 (377 amino acids)
Biological process (GO): mitochondrial phosphate ion transmembrane transport
Cellular component (GO): mitochondrial inner membrane
Molecular function (GO): phosphate transmembrane transporter activity
Source: RefSeq, a predicted model, not a curated record